Lymnaea stagnalis (great pond snail) is the source of this 459-nucleotide messenger RNA. The record is from the annotation of a GenBank genome assembly. Lineage: Eukaryota; Metazoa; Mollusca; Gastropoda; Lymnaeidae.
AUGGUUUAUGAAGUUCGCACUUUAACGGAAAAACAACUGAAAGAGGUGAUGCGUCUUAAUUUGCGCUGCUUUAGUAAUGGUGAAAAUUACACGAAGCACACCUUUAAUUAUCUUUUAAGCGAUUCCCGUACUAUAAGUUAUCGGGUUGUCACACCUGAAAAUGAAAUGGUCGGGUUCGUCUUCGUAAUGAUGGAUGACAAAGGCAUCGGGCAUAUUACGACAAUCGGCAUUGCACCCGAACACAGACGGCGCGGUUUAGCGGAACGGCUUUUGGCGCAUUGCGAAGAAGCCUUGCGAAAGCGUCAAAUAAGUACUGUAAUGCUCGAAGUCCGUGUCAGCAAUAUUGCCGCACAAAGUCUGUAUCGAGGUCUUGGUUAUUUGGUAGUUCAAAGAAUCGGCAAAUACUACAACAACGGCGAAGAUUGCUUUUUGAUGAUGAAAUCUCUUUUUAACGGAUAA